UUGGGCAGAGUGAACCCUCUCGCUUCGCGUCUUCCUCUCUGUCGCGAAUCAGCUGAUCAGGAACUCCCCAAACUGUAGUAAACGUGACAGUACGAUGGGAAUUGGCUAUAUCAAAUCGAGUUUUGCCAUGUUUGGGAUGUUAAGAACAUCACGAACACCCCCUGUAUUCUUCGCUUUUUGUAAUUCAGUCAUGCUCUGUGUCGACAACUAAUGGAAUCGUGGACAAAAGAAAACGGUGUUGAGCAUUGAGGUGCCGGCCAGCGCAGUGCAGGAAUGGAUCCUCUGGGAGCACGCUCUCAGUUUGUGGAGGUCCAGACUCUGUCCACCUGGGAGUGGCAGCCGGACCCUGAGGGAGAGGAGAAGGAGUACAACUUCAGCCAGCAGGCCUUCCUAUCCCCCUUCCCCUACAGAGAGGACAUCAACAGGAAAAUAGUGCUCUAUAAUGGCAAUGUUGCCCUGCUGAACUGCACAGCGAUCGUAAACACGAGUAAUGAGACUCUGACGGACAAGAACCCUAUCUCUGAGAGCAUCCACACUUACGCUGGGCCUGAACUUCGAGACGAGAUGCUCAAACUGAAAGGAUGUCGGACAGGCGAGGCAAAGAUGACCAAAGGCUUUAACCUGGCGGCGCGCUUUAUCAUCCACACGGUGGGCCCCAAGUACAAAACCAAGUACAGGACGGCUGCUGAGAACUCCCUGUACAACUGCUAUAGGAACGUCAUGCAGCUCGCCAAAGAGCAUGCUAUGGCAUCUGUGGCCGUCUGUGUGGUCAGCACAACUAAGAGAGGAUACCCACUGGAGGACGCCACACACAUUGCCCUCAGAACGGUCCGCAGGUUUCUGGAGAACUAUGGAGAGAGCAUAGAGACGGUGGUGUUCGCUGUGACAGACACAGAAGAGCCCACAUACAGGAAACUGCUGCCUCUCUACUACCCUCGUUCUGAGGAAGAGGAGCGUGCCAGCCUGCCCCUAAUCCCGACUGACAUCGGGAACUCUGAAGGUGAGCCUGUAGUCCCAGAGAGACAGAUCCGCAUCGCCGAGAAACCAGGCUGUCUGGAAGUUGACUCUGAGGUGGAGAUUCUAGACUCAGACCUGGGCCAGGUGGGGACUCAUGCGUUUUCCCGGAUGGAGGGAGAUGUGGACAAACAGCGCAAACUAAUCCUGCAGGGCCAGCUGUCUGAUGCAACCAUGCAGAAACAGCACCAGAGAAAUUAUUACCGCUGGUUAUGUCGAGCCAGAGCAGAGGACUUGUCUGACAUAGCAGCACUGAAAGCCUUAUAUCAAACUGGUGUUGACAUGUGUGGCAGGACAGUGAUGGUUCUUGUGGGCAGAAAUAUUCCUGUCACCCUCAUCGACAUGGAAAAGGCCCUGCUGUACUUCAUCCAUGUCAUGGACCACAUCACAGUGAAGGAGUAUGUAAUGGUUUACUUUCACACUCUGACCGGAGAACACAACCAUCUGGACUCUGAAUUCCUUAAGAAGCUUCAUGAGAUUGUAGACACGAAGUUUAAGAAUAACUUGAGGGCUUUCUACUUUGUACACCCCUCUUUUCGCUCUAAGGUGUCCACCUGGUUCUUCACUACAUUCAGUGUGUCAGGGCUGAAGCAGAAGGUCCAUCAUGUAGAGACCCUCCAGCAGCUAUUCACCUGUAUCCUGCCUGAACAGAUAGACAUCCCUCCCUUUGUCCUGGAGUACGAUGCACGGGUGUGAACCAAUCAGAACUCCAGCAGAGAGAGAGAAAAGCCAAGGACUCUGAGGGUGUUUCUCAAAAUGCAUACUUCCAUAUUCCACGCAAAUAGGCACACGGGAGGGUUGAAGUAUGAGUCCAAAUCAAAGUAUGCGAAACAGCACCGAAGGCACUUCUUGAAUGCACACUCUGUUUUGUACAUAUUUUGAAGUAUGCAUUGAUGCUAGCUUCAAUGGAAAGUAUUAAGGAAAUAUGAUGCAACAACGUUAGAAAUGAUGGAGAAUUUCCUGAAAUCAUUGGUGGCCAUUAUUUUAGCUGAAGCAGAGUAAAUACACUCCGACAUGUUGCCUAUUCACAUCUCAAAUGUUUCCUGGCUACAAUACUUUAUCAUUAUAUGUUAAUAAAUACAUGCUGUGUUAAUUUUGGCAUGUUUAACUGCCUACGGACCGUAGAUAACAAGCACAUAAGUCAAUAGGGCUAACUGGCUAGCUACCACUGUUAGCCAGCCAGAUAGCUACAAAUAAUUGACAUAUUGCAAAAUAUUAGCUUUAGGUCAUUUUUGCCUGUUAAUGAAGUAUCUGGUUAGCUACAUUUACGAUUCUCAUAUCUAGCUGAUAAUUAUAAAGUAAAAUGUUGCUUUGUGAAUAUCUUGUUUUGUCUUGUUGCCAUUGUGGCUGGAAGAAGGUUCAGUGACGGGGGAGGUAAAGCGUGAGGUAAUACAGUAGGGGGAGUGCGAGUGCUUCUCAGAUGUGAUGUGUUAUGCAUUCUCCACACUCUCGUCCUCAUAAGAACAUACUCAGUGAGAGUGUGGAGCACGGUAUGCAUAUUGAGAAACACCCCGAGACUCAUUCUGCAUUCAUAUCCAAGUGAGAAGGAGGUUUCUACCACAUACGACUGGGAAAAAUCCACUUGAAUGCCCCUCCAACUAGUAAUUACUAGUGGGAACCUUGUCUAUCACCCCUGCGCUCCAACCACAUAAUUUUCAGCAGAUAAAUGCAACAACAAAGCAAUAUGUAUUAAUAUGGUUUGUGAACACUCAUUUGUUUACAAGCAUAAUAGCUGUACUUUUAAUUUAUGGUUGAGGCAGCUGGUUUGCUAUAAAAAAUAGAGUUGCACACUAUGAACUCCCAGUAAUUUAUUGGGUAAACCAACGUUUUGGCAUCCUUGUGCCGCCUUGACCUGGUUCAAGCAUUCAUGACAUUACCCUUUAUGUGGACAAACGGUGCAACCAAUGACAACAGUGAGGGGUGUGUCAGGGUUAUUAGAAUUAAUUGAGUGACACUGUUAAGACUAUAGUUUACAGCAUGAAUAUAUUAGGCUAUUAUCAUAUGGCAACAUAAUUAGAUAUUCUACAUAAUAUUAGCAUCAACAUACAUUGUUUAAAUUAAUUUCACAGUAACAGCCAGAAGUUUGGACACACUCGUUCUAGGUUAGUUAAAAAAAUUAAAUAAAACUUUUCUACAUUGUAGAAUAAUAGAGACAUCAAAACUAUGAAAUAACACAUGGAAUCAUGUAGUAACCAAGAAAAGUGUUAAACAAAUCAAAAUAUAUUUGAGAUUCUUCAAAGUAGCAACCUUUUGCCUUGAUGACAGCUUUGCAAACUCUUGGCAUUCUCUCAAACAGGUUCAUGAGGUAGUCCCCUGGAAUGCAUUUCAAUGAACAGGUGUGCCUUGUUAAAAGUUAAUGCAUUUGAGCCAAUUAGUUGUGUUAUGACAAGGUACAGUAGAGUUGGUAUACAGAAGAUAGCCCUAUUUGGAGAAAAAAAAAGUCCAUAUGGCAAGAACAGCUCAAAUAAGCAAAGAGAAACGACAGUCCAUCAUUACUUUAAGACAUGAAGGUCAGUCAAUACGGAAAAUUUCAAGAACUUUUAAAGUUUCUUCAAGUGCAGUCGCAAUGUGUAUUUUCCACCGUGAAGCAUGGAGGAGGAGGUGUGAUAGUGCUUUGCUGGUGACACUGUCUGUGAUUUAUUCAGAAUUCAAGGCACACUUAACCAGCAUGGCUACCACAGCAUUCUGCAGUGAUGAUGCCAUUUUAUCUGGUUUGCAUUUCGUGGGACUAUCAUUUGUUUUUCAACAGGACAAUGACCCAACACACCUCCAGGCUGUGUAAGGGCUAUUUGACCAAGAAGGAGAGUGAUGGUGUGCUGCAUCAGAUGACCUGGCCUCCACAAUCACCUGACCUCAACCCAAUUGAGAUGGUUUGGGAUGAGUUGGAUUGCAGAGUGAAGGAAAAGCAGCCAACAAGUGCUCAGCAUAUAUGGGAAUUCCUUCAAGACUGUUGGAAAAGCAUUCCAGGUGAAGCUGGUUGAAAGAAUGCCAAAAGUGUGCAAAGCUGUCAUCAAGGCAAUGGGUGGCAACUUUGAGGAAUCUAAAAUAGCAUAUUUAGCAUAUAUAACACUCUUUGGUUACUACAUGAUUCCAUGUGUUAUUUCAUAGUUUGUCUUCACUAUUAUUCAACCAUGUAGAAAAUAGUACAAAUUUAGAAAAACCCUUGAAUGAGUAGGUGUGUCCAUAUUCUUGACUGGUACUGUAUACAUUUAAUUGUUUCCAAUUUAAUAAAAUGUUUGUUACAUGUCAUCUUUUGGUUCAACCAUAAUGCAUAAUAAGCAUCUUGGGUGUACACUGAUAAGCUGUAGAAAGAAUAUAUUCAUUAAUAAGACUUUAAGAGUUCAAAGCAUGUGAGUGCAUCCAACUGGUAAUUAACACUUUCAUACUUGGUUAUGAACGCAGCAUAACUACAUCUACAGUCACAUGACUGGCUCCACUUCCAUGUUCUGACCGGCAGGACCCCUGUGGUUUAGCUCUCUGACCAGACUAUAAGCCACCCAGGGCCUCAGUGGGCUUUGUCUGGGACCUCACAAGGACAGUAUACCGGACGCUGACACUCUGAAAAGCCUGGAUACUGAUGAACCUAAAAUGAUGUUUUUAUUAGCAGUGUGAUGCAAUCAGAUGACAGACGGAUGUAUCUCUCUGUGACGGAGCCUGUGUGAACUCACCAACCUAUCCCAGGACACUCCGCUGGCCUAUCUUAAAAACCUGCCCUCCUGUGUGUGUGUGUGAGAGUGACAUCGCUCAUGUUAUGUUUCACAUUUUUUAUUUUUGCAAAACUUCACCGAAUGGUAGGUUUUGGAUGUUGUAUAUGUUCACAAGCUGUUUAAAUGUGAAUCUGUUUUUAGGUCAAAUCAAA
Molecule: messenger RNA, 4873 nt
Organism: Oncorhynchus nerka (sockeye salmon)
Lineage: Eukaryota; Metazoa; Chordata; Actinopteri; Salmoniformes; Salmonidae
Product: ganglioside-induced differentiation-associated protein 2-like
Exons: 14
Coding region: 274-1710 (478 amino acids)
Source: RefSeq, a predicted model, not a curated record